Messenger RNA from Condylostylus longicornis, 1625 nucleotides. RefSeq names its product ATP-dependent RNA helicase WM6 (gene Hel25E). Gene Ontology annotation, molecular function: ATP binding; RNA helicase activity; RNA binding. NCBI's taxonomy places the organism in Eukaryota, Metazoa, Arthropoda, Insecta, Diptera, Dolichopodidae. The transcript is spliced from 7 exons. Bases 183 to 1454 code for a protein of 423 amino acids. Gene Ontology annotation, biological process: mRNA export from nucleus; mRNA splicing, via spliceosome. The record is from RefSeq and is a predicted model, not a curated record.
UAUUAUUAAUUUUCUUAGCUAAUAAAAUAUUAUUGAAAUGAGCGAAUAACGUGAAAAUAAAGAGUAGACAAAAUUUUAUAUGUGUUACAUAUGUAUAUUAAAAAAAAGAUGGCGUCACCACGCCGCCUUAAUUAGGCAAAAAUUAUAACCUAUUUCGUUUUUACAUGAAAUUAAGUUAAAAAAUGGCUGAUAAUGAUGACCUUUUGGAUUAUGAAGAUGAAGAGCAAACUGAAACGCAAGUAACGGAAACACAAGAAGCCCCAAAAAAAGAUGUUAAAGGAACAUAUGUAUCAAUUCAUAGCUCAGGGUUUAGGGAUUUCUUGCUUAAACCAGAGAUAUUAAGAGCUAUUGUUGAUUGCGGUUUUGAACAUCCAUCGGAAGUUCAACAUGAAUGUAUUCCUCAAGCUGUUCUAGCGAUGGAUAUUUUGUGUCAAGCAAAAUCAGGUAUGGGCAAAACAGCAGUUUUUGUAUUAGCCACAUUGCAACAAUUAGAGCCCACUGAAAAUCAUACUUAUGUAUUAGUAAUGUGUCAUACAAGAGAACUUGCAUUCCAAAUUAGUAAAGAAUAUGAAAGAUUUUCGAAAUAUAUGCCAAACAUUAAGGUUGGUGUUUUCUUCGGUGGUCUACCAAUACAAAAGGACGAAGAAACCUUAAAAAACAUGGUACCACAUAUUGUUGUCGGAACUCCAGGUAGAAUUUUGGCCCUAAUCCGCAAUAAAAAACUUAAUCUCAAACAUUUGAAACAUUUUAUUCUUGAUGAAUGUGAUAAAAUGUUGGAGCAAUUGGAUAUGCGACGUGAUGUACAAGAAAUUUUCCGCAAUACACCACAUGGAAAACAAGUUAUGAUGUUUUCUGCUACACUGAGUAAGGAAAUCCGCCCGGUCUGCAAAAAAUUUAUGCAAGAUCCAAUGGAGGUUUAUGUUGAUGAUGAAGCAAAACUAACUUUACAUGGUUUACAGCAGCAUUACGUUAAACUGAAAGAAAAUGAAAAAAAUAAAAAACUAUUUGAGCUUCUUGAUGUCUUGGAAUUUAAUCAAGUUGUUAUAUUUGUAAAAUCUGUUCAACGUUGUAUGGCGUUAGCACAGCUUUUAACUGAACAAAAUUUUCCUGCUAUUGGAAUUCAUAGAGGAAUGAAUCAGGAAGAACGUUUAUCAAGAUAUCAACAGUUUAAAGAUUUCCAAAAGCGUAUUUUAGUGGCAACUAAUUUAUUUGGACGUGGAAUGGAUAUUGAACGUGUCAAUAUUGUUUUUAAUUAUGAUAUGCCAGAAGAUUCUGACACUUAUUUACAUAGAGUUGCAAGAGCAGGUCGAUUUGGUACCAAAGGUUUAGCCAUUACUUUCGUGUCAGAAGAAUCAGAUGCAAAAACACUAAAUGAAGUUCAAGAUAGAUUUGACGUUAAUAUUACAGAAUUACCUGACGAAAUUGAUUUAUCAUCUUAUAUUGAAGGACGAUAGACUGAAAGAGAAAUACACUCACAUUCAUUUAACUUACAGUGUGGGAAAUUUUUGAAUUUUUUUGAAUGUUCAAAUAAGAAAUUAUAAUUAGAUUGUAAUGAACAUAAAUUAAUAAGCAUAAUUUUUUAAUCCAAUUAAACAGUAUAAAAAUAUUUUUUUUUUCUCUUAAAA